AUGAGUAAAACGCGAAGGGUGGUUUCCGGCGAGGAGAAUGCGGUGGCGGUGAAGGAUGAGAGAGGGAGGUGGGAGGAUUUGAACCCUGAGAUACUGGCAUUGAUCUUUGUAAGGAUACCGGCGGACGAGAUGGUGAGAAAAGUGCCAUUGGUGUGUAAGCCGUGGAUGGAGGCGGUGGCAGGACCGUACUGCUGGCUUGAAAUCGAUGUGGCGGAUUGGUGUCGACGUCGCAACGAUAGUCGUGUAGUGGACCUGGCUGUCGGCAAGCUCGUACGAUGGAGCAAGUGUACGUUUCAACGUCUCUCCGCCUACCGAUUGGGAAACCCUGGCUUCGUCAUCGUCGCCAACCGUGGAAAAUGUUUGACUGUGCUGCAAAUGCCGAUGAGCGAUGUCACUGAUGAUAUGGUGUUGAAGCAUAUCACAUCGCUACCAAAUCUGAAAGUGCUGGAUAUUAGCGACUGCUCCAAAAUUACAGUCAAAGGUCUCGAAGCUUUUGGAAACCAAUGCAAGUCUUUGGUUUGUUUGAAGAGGAACAUGUCCACUCAACGAACCUGUGCCAAUCUAAUUGACGAUUCUGAAGCAAAAAUGAUAGCCAAAACAAUGUCGAAUAUACAACAACUUGAACUUUGUUAUGGCCGUUUUAGUAAUGCUGGUCUCUCUGAAAUCGUUAACAAUUGUAAGUCACUUACCCAUCUCGAUAUUGACGGAAGUUUGAAUGUGAAUCUCAAAGUCGAAGGUGACCUUGAGGAGAGUUUACAAAGAAUCGAGUACUUUGCAUAUCGGCGCCCUUGCAUUGACGAUAGUGACGAGUCCUCUGGCAGUGAAGGCAAUUAUGACAUUGAAGAUUAACUUUAGUCUUCAGGUUUGCAUGGUCUUGUUUUGAGUACUUAAAAGAUACCUGAUGUGAGAUCUUUUUGCUUAUUUUGAGGUAUAU
Messenger RNA from Cynara cardunculus var. scolymus (artichoke), 934 nucleotides. Its product is annotated as F-box protein FBW2-like. The coding region runs from base 1 to 849 and encodes 282 amino acids. NCBI's taxonomy places the organism in Eukaryota, Viridiplantae, Streptophyta, Magnoliopsida, Asterales, Asteraceae. The record is from RefSeq and is a predicted model, not a curated record. The transcript has 2 exons. Gene Ontology annotation, molecular function: protein binding.